Molecule: messenger RNA, 1452 nt
Organism: Pediculus humanus corporis (human body louse)
Lineage: Eukaryota; Metazoa; Arthropoda; Insecta; Psocodea; Pediculidae
Product: paramyosin, putative
Exons: 7
Coding region: 1-1452 (483 amino acids)
Source: RefSeq, a predicted model, not a curated record
AUGGUCACCUUUGUAGUCGGUGAAUUAUUUAGUUCGUUUAAUGAUCUUUCUCAAAAGUUGUCAGAAUAUUCUGAACAAAACUUUUGUCAUUUUUAUAUAAAGGACAGUAAAAAAUUGUCACCGAAUGAGGUGAUCAAUCCUCAAUUGAUUUACAGACACAUCGUUUACAGUUGUAUAUACGGUGGUCAGAAACCUCGGUUUCGCGGUAGUGGUUCACGUUCUGUUUCAUCAAUUAGGCAUGGUUGUCCAGCCAAUGUUUAUUUACGCGUUACAAAAGAUAGGGAACAUUUGCAAGUAAGGAGUUUUGUUGAAACACACAAUCAUGAAAUAUCUGAGGACCUUAAAACAGAAGUAGAGGAACUUUUACUUUUGGGAGCAGAUAAAGAUAGAUUAUGUGAUUACAUUCGUUAUGUAACAAAAAAAAAUUUAGACAAAAAAAACUUAUUUAAUAUAUAUGAUGCUGCAGUUAAACAUCAAAGAGAAAUAUCUAGAGAUAGAGCUUUAAUGCUUAUUCAAAAAGUUUAUGCUGUCGAAACAGAAGAAGAGGCUGAACAAAUUUUACAACAAUUAUUGUUGUCGGACAAACCGACAAGGAGGUCUAGAAAACAAGAACCUGUAGAAUAUGUGGAAAAUAUUGAAGUUGCUUUCGUUAAUGAAGGCGAUUCAUCUCAAGAAGAAAUUGUCGAAGAAAGGGUAGAUGAUUUGACGAUAGAUCAAAGAAUAGAAAAAUUAAUGUCAACAAUAACUGGUGAAAAUGAAGUAGGUGAUCAUAUAGUUAUAGUACAAGAUGGUGAACAUAUACAAGUAAUAGAUACAGGUGACACAGCAGUAGAAGAAUACCUAACGGGUGAUGCAACGGAUAGCGACAAAGUCGUACAACCCGAAGAAGUUAUGGUCAAGCAAGAGAUCGACGAUGAGAAAACGCAAGAAAUAAAACAGAUAAAAGAAGAAACUCCAAGGUAUUUGACGCUAAAAGAAUUAUCAAAAAGUUUUCAAACGCGUAAAAGAAAAGUAAUAAAAACGCCACCGAUAAAAAAGAAAUUCAUUCCGAAUAAUUACGUUCAAACAAAUGCAGAAAAUGCUGUUUUAUACACGGAACCGUUGGGAAAAAAUCGAGUCUACACGAGCGGGUACGAAGAAAACGAAGAAGAAAUAAUGGAAAGGGAUGAUUACGCGGAAUGUAAAAGGGAAAACGCGAGAGCGGAAUUAGAAAAAUUAAUAACGGAAACGGAAAUGUUAAAGCUCAAAAGGAAUAAAAUAGUUAAGGAUAUAUCAAAGUUAGAAGUUGAAAAAAAUAAAUUGUGUUUGGAAAUGGAAGUAAUAAAGGAGAAGAAAAAAUCAGUGAGCAUGAAAAUAAUGUGCCUUGAAACGGAGUUUCAAACUCGAGAAUUACAAAAUGAAAAACUAAGACUUGAAAUAGCAAAAUUAAAAUUUGAAUUAAACGAAAAUUAA